Dreissena polymorpha is the source of this 313-nucleotide messenger RNA. Its product is annotated as acidic leucine-rich nuclear phosphoprotein 32 family member A-like. NCBI's taxonomy places the organism in Eukaryota, Metazoa, Mollusca, Bivalvia, Myida, Dreissenidae. The record is from RefSeq and is a predicted model, not a curated record. The transcript has 2 exons. The coding region runs from base 33 to 263 and encodes 76 amino acids.
GGAAAAACAAAAACGUGCAGGCUAUCGCCAACAUGGUGGACUCGGCUACUGAACCGGCUUUAUUUGAUUCUGAGGCUGAGGUCGAGGGACUCUUUGAGGAGGAAGACACGGAGGAUGAUAUCCAUGAUGAUGACUUCGACAGUUCAGAGAAGGAUCCUGAUUGGGAGCCUGAUUAUGACUCUGAGGAGGAAUUGAUGUCAGAUGAUGAGGAGGAAGAAGAGGAGGUUUGGAACAGCAAUCCUGAAUAUCCUGACAGACCUUAGUUUGUAUAUGAGAGUUGUUUGCUCCCGUUACUGCUUAUGUGCAGUGUUUG